Molecule: messenger RNA, 576 nt
Organism: Exophiala viscosa
Lineage: Eukaryota; Fungi; Ascomycota; Eurotiomycetes; Chaetothyriales; Herpotrichiellaceae
Product: chromatin modification-like protein EAF6
Exons: 2
Coding region: 1-576 (191 amino acids)
Cellular component (GO): NuA4 histone acetyltransferase complex
Source: RefSeq, a predicted model, not a curated record
AUGGCUGAAAAUGUACCGCCAGGCUCAGCUGCGAAGCCUGCGGCCAGCGGGGAUAGGCCUGGACUUCCAUACUAUGAGAAGUUGAGGCGCGACUUGCGCGACACUCUGCAGAAGAAGCGCCUAGUAGAUCGCAAUAUGGCUGCGAUAGAAGACCAGAUCUACCGUCAGGAGACCACAUACCUCGAAGAGACCUCUGUUGCAGGAAAUAUUGUGAAGGGAUUCGACAACUACAUCAAGGCGUCUGCGGUAUCAGCGGCUGCGACUUCGACCGGGGGCACCAUUUCUGGCAGUGCUGCGGGCGGCGGGCUUGGGGCAGGCAGGCGCAAAGCUGUUGUCAACGACUCUGAUCGUGUCUUCUCACGAAGUUCUGUCUCCUACAUGCGUGAUUCCGAUACUCCCAGCAGUGCGACGAGCACGCCAAAGGGUGCCGGCACGCCUACUGGAAGUUUUACGACCGAGAAAGUGGGUGAUAAGAAGAAGAAAAAGAGCCUUGCACACGACGAUGACAAUGAUGGAAGGCCGACCAAACGGCAGAAGACCACCUUUGGCGGUUCGAGGAAAGCCACGGAUGACUGA